Molecule: messenger RNA, 3920 nt
Organism: Anopheles maculipalpis
Lineage: Eukaryota; Metazoa; Arthropoda; Insecta; Diptera; Culicidae
Gene: tara
Product: serine-rich adhesin for platelets
Exons: 3
Coding region: 153-3860 (1235 amino acids)
Cellular component (GO): nucleus
Molecular function (GO): transcription regulator activity
Source: RefSeq, a predicted model, not a curated record
CGUGUACGAAACUUCUGAAUGUGCAGUUUAGGUGUGAUUGCCGUGCCGGUGUCUUACUGUCGGUGCAUCGCCUGUUUGACGACGUGUGCAAUUCUGUUAUCCUGCGACUGCCACCAGCCUGCCACCAUCGGCGGAAACUGUCCUUCGGCUCAAUGUGCAUCAUAGAACAUCCACUCGGCGGCGGUUAUGCUCAUUCAACACUAAAAAUGGGUCAAGAUACGGAAGCAACCACGGCCACGGCUGUCAUUAGUAUGCCUGUCAACACUCCCAUUACUACCACGACUAACAGCACCAACAGCAGUACGACGCUGUGUGGCAACAAGCGCAAAUACGAUGAAAUUUCCACCAGCACAACAUCGGUCCCUCAGUCCACCGACAGUGACAUGAUCGUCGAUGUGGUGGUUCAGCAAGAAACGUCCCCGGAAAUGUCCCCGGUCCAACCGGAACAGCAGCAGCGACUGGAAAGUUCCGAACAAGAAGCGAACGAUGGUAUUAAAGCGUGCAAGAGUCCUCGAUACGAUGACGACUUGCACCAGCAGCAGGACAAUGCUCAACAAGAACUGCCAUCCCCUCCGGUGGUGUCUACCGCCCCAGCAACUGUCGAGAAGGCAGAUGAAAGCUGUAAUAGCAGCAGCAUUAGUACAACUACUAGCGCCACGACGGCAACCGAGAUUAGCAGUAGCUUAAGCAACGUUUGCAGUAGCACUAGCACAACCAGCAGCAGCAAUAGCAGUAUCACGGUCAGUAGUCCCUUCAUUACCGCUUCCCCGACGAUCCAGAGCCCAACGGCACCGAUCCUGCUGACCGCUCCAUUACCACCCGAACCGGAGGAGAAUGCAAUCGCCAAACUGGAAGCCGUGGCCGUACCGGGCGAAAGUGCCUGGAACUGUGAGCCGAUUGUGGACAGCAUCAGUAAGCUGCAGGCAGUUGCCGUCCCUGGUGAGGCGUGGGGCAGUGCGUCCGACAGUACCCGGUCGACACUAGCCACCACACUCCUCGUAGCGGACGAUCUAGACGAUGAUGAUGAUGAUUUCGAGGAUGAUUUCGAUGACGACGAGACGAUCCUGCCGGGCUAUUCGUCGAUGCGUUAUCCCUGUUCACCAAACCGGGGCACUACGGUGGCAUCCAUCGCUGGAUCAGGAUACGCAAGUCCGGCCUACCCGAAACCGGGCUACUUCCCCGAACCGUACCAAAACUGUGCGCGUACCGGUGCAGCAAACAAUGGUGCGCAGCAGUACGCCAAUCGGGGGUACGGUUGGGCUCAGCACGGUUACUACUCGCCGCCUUACGAAGCGCCCACCUCACAGCAAACGAUCCGCUGUGCGGAGAAUGGUAAAAGCUACUUUGAGCUCGGUUCGGCUAAUUAUAGUAGUAAUGCGGCAGCUGCGGCUGGAGUAGGUGCGGGUGGUUCCCCGGGUCCUAUGAAUCCUGCCAUACCGCUGGGAGCAGCCCAACAACAGCAGCAGCAACAGCAACAGCAACAGCAGCAGCAGCAGCAGAGUCCUUUCGGUGCACCUGGAGUUAUGCCGGGUGCGAGACCACAUCAUCUGAAACGUUGCUGUGAUGGGCGCAACAUGUCGUGUAGUAACAAGCAGUGCUACAAGGAGCGUCGCCUGAAGAUGAUGAACCUAUCCAUGUUCAAGCUGGCCCGAUUCCGGCAAGCCUCGGAUCAGUCGCUGUACCGGUCGGUGUUGAUCUGCAACACGCUGAAAUCGAUCGAGCGAGAGAUUGACAAUGAGAAUAAGGAAUUCAGUCAACACCAUCAACAGCAGCAGCAACAUUUCCAGCAACACCAGCAACAUCAUUACCAUCUACAGCAGCAACAACAGCAGCAGCAGCAACAACAACAACAGCAACAUGCUAGCAUGCAUCAUCAUCUUUCUCCGCUGCCACCUCCGCCACCACCACCACCACUACCUCCAGCAACCACUACCACGGGUACAGCUGGGCCUGGCGAUUACUUUGGCAAUCGGCUCGGAGCGCCGAAUCCCGCCAAUCGACCCUCAACGCCAGGUGGUGGUCCUGGUGGCGUAGGAUACGGUGAUCCUUCCACGAUAACGAUGCAACUAUCGCCGUACGAUCAGCAGCAACACUCGCAACAACACAUGUUACACCCGCUGCAUCAUCAUCACCACCUCCAGCAUCAUCACCAUCAUCCCCAUCCCCAGUCACAGCAACACCAGCAGCAGCAACAACAGCAAAUGCAGCAACAGUUGCAUCAGCAACAGCAGCAACAUCAACACCUGCAUCUACAGCAUCAGUUACAUCCGAUGUCACCGCAUCUGAGCAGCGCGAACGGUGGUCAUCCACAACACCCAUUGAAGGAUCCUCAAUCGGGACGGGCUACUCCAUUCCCCGUGACCAACGGUUCGAGCAGCAACACCACCAUCGAACUCUCCCCUAACAGUAGCAACAGUGGCAGCAAUAGUGGUGACAGUGAAGGUGAUAUUGGCACCACAACCGUCAGCAGCAGUAGUAAUAACAGCGCCGCUAGCGGUAAUAGUACCAGUAGUAGUGAUAUUAGCAGUAAUACCAGCAGUACAAGCAGCAGCAGCAGCACUUCCAGUACCUACGAGCAGCUAACAGCCAUCCACAGCCAUCAUCACCACCAUCACCAUCAGCAGGAUGAGCAGCAGAUACUGCACCAUCAUCACCAUCACCUCGAGACGGAUGCGAACGGUCCAAUCAAUUGGGGAUCGGUGCUUAGCUUGUCGUCCCAAUCGGCGCUGGAUCCGCUGAAUGGAAGCGACCUGUUCGUAACGUCCCCUACCGGACCCGUACCAGUGGUGGUAGAUGACGAUGGCACGAGCAGUAGCAGUAGUAGCAGUAGUAGCGGUAGUAAUAGUGCACCGUCAUCCUCGAACGUCGUCGAUGUGAUCGUCGAUGCUACUAGCUGUGAUGAGAGUGGCGGAAGUUCCUUACCGUCCUCUUCUGUCUCAACUGUUGCCACAUCCGUGCCAUCGCAGGAGGAAGGCAUCACCGGUGGCACGGUGAGUUCCGACGCUUCCGAAGCAUCCGGGAGUGAUGGUAUCGGGACAGGGAGUAAUUCUAAUGGAUCUGGACCGAAUGGUGGUGGUGCUGGGGUCGAUGGUCUAGAUGGCAGCUCGGGUGAGUUGUCGGGGAAUGGCUCUAGUUCGAGUACCAGCAGCAAUAAUGGCAGCAGCAGCAGUAGUAGUAGCAGCUCUAGCACCAGUGGCAACAGUACAAAUGGUUCCUCCUCCUCGCCGGGAAAGUGCCAGGAAGUGGACACGGACGUUGACAUGGAGGUAGCGACACCGGAAGAUGAUGUCGUAGAUGAUCCGACCGUGCCGGCGGCACCAUCGGCAACGGCAGCCGAAGCAGGUAGUGACGAUCACGAACGAUCGAUCUCACCCAGCUCGACGACUACCCUAACCUCGCUGACAACGCUUACGAGCAGUAAUAGUAGUGCACGGUCCGACAUCAGCCAUCUGACGACGCUUACCAGCAGCAGUGCGGCCUCAUCCCCACUGCUCUCUUCCUGUGCCUCCGCUCUGCAACACUACCACCAUCACCACCACCACCAUCAUCAUCAUCAGCAGCAGCAGCACCAUCAACAGCAUCAACACAGCAGCCACUUUCUUCAGCACGGCUCAACCGGCAGCAGUAGUUCGAUCGGUGGAUCAAGCUGCUGGGAGUUUGCGUACCUGGACAUGGAUCUCGGCACAACGCACGAGCUGUACGAUAUGUUUCCGGGCUGCUACAAGAUCGGUUCGUUCAAUACGGGCGAUCAUGUGGAUGUGCUCGGGCUGAAGGGUCCAAUGCUCGAGGGUCCGAGCAAGGUUGUGUGUGGGGACAAUGAGAUGGACUCGUUCACGACGCACAUCAUGGUCGGGAGUUAGUAUUGAACGGGUACCACGACCACCACCACCAACACCACCGUGCAUCGGCGUGGAUCGGCA